UCAUCCUGCGCAUCAGUCGUUUUCUAAUCGACCGAGAGGAAAAUACCAGAGCAAAAUGAAGUGCUUACCUGCGAUUAUCGUAGCCAUUGUUCUGGUUACAGCUGAGGCCAAGGUUGUGCCAACCAGUGAAAAUCAACAAACCGACACUCAACCAGUCCAAUUCAGCGAUUACAUCAGAGAGGCCCAAAAUAAUCUAGCUGCAAUGACAAGUCAGCUUCAGGAACAUUUAAACUUGCCUAAUCGAGAUGAGUUUUUCAACACUAUGAAGGAACACAGUACCAAUUUAGCCAAUAAUCUCCAGUCAUAUAUCACAAACACGACAGAAGAGGUUAAAGCUAAAGCCCCCGAGCUCGAAAAUCUCUGGACAAACGUGAAGAACAAACUGUCUGAAGCUGUUGAAAAAUUGAACGUUAAUCCCGAGACUGCGGAACAGGUAGCUCAGCUGCGUACUAAGUUUCAAGAAGGUGUCCAAUCCAUCGUGAGCGAGUCCCAGAAUGCCUUUGCGAUUGCUAAUGAAAAUGCCGGCAAAGUGCAAGACGAUUUUAAGAAGAUCGCUAAGCAGAUAGCGGAAAUCGCAGUGCAUGAAUCUCAAAAUUUAAGUAAUCAGUUGCAACAAGCAGCGACGCCACAACCGCAAAAUUAAGAAGAUCACUUCUUAAAUUAUUUGUGUAUGAAUAUCGUAAAGAAAAAUGCAAGGAAAUCGAAUCUCGAAUCAGCUUGAUAAUCUCACAUUGUAUUGUAAACAGACUUAAUAACUGAUGAAUGAUUGUUAUCUAAUAAAUAUACGUGAUCGAUUGUC
Molecule: messenger RNA, 799 nt
Organism: Linepithema humile (Argentine ant)
Lineage: Eukaryota; Metazoa; Arthropoda; Insecta; Hymenoptera; Formicidae
Gene: A4
Biological process (GO): lipid transport
Cellular component (GO): extracellular region
Molecular function (GO): lipid binding
Source: RefSeq, a predicted model, not a curated record